Lynx canadensis (Canada lynx) is the source of this 4423-nucleotide messenger RNA. RefSeq names its product serine/threonine-protein kinase Sgk3. Gene Ontology annotation, biological process: protein phosphorylation. Lineage: Eukaryota; Metazoa; Chordata; Mammalia; Carnivora; Felidae. Gene Ontology annotation, molecular function: protein serine/threonine kinase activity; phosphatidylinositol binding; ATP binding. The transcript has 17 exons. The record is from RefSeq and is a predicted model, not a curated record. Bases 451 to 1923 code for a protein of 490 amino acids.
AAACCCACUAACCGUGAGAUCAUGACCUGAGCCGAGGUCGGACACUCAACCGACUGAGCCACUCAGGUGUCCCAGUCAUUAUAUCUUUAAUAGUGCAUUAUGUUGUGUUCCUGCUUCAACUUUGUUUCUUAGUCAGUAUAUCUCAGUACAAUGGAAUCAAGUUUAUUUCUAAAAGUUAUCUGCAAUCUCAAAAUCCCAGAGACAAAGUCUGAGAAAACAGUGAAAGUUUCAUAUUAACCUACUCUAGAAUAUUAGCAGUGGGUUUUUUCUUGGAAACUCAUUGACUUUUCAAAGCCGUUUUAUUAUACAUGGGUUGCAUGAUGGAAUUUGAAUAUUACCUCAAGAGGUUUUAUGCUUUGGAUUAGCUAACAGUGUUUGUCCUCUGCUGACUAUUUCUCGGACUCAUUUUUUGGUGUCCAUUUGAGGCAAUAAACCCAAAGGGAUUAUACCAUGGACUACAAGGAAAGCUGCCCCAGUGUAAGCAUUCCCAGCUCAGAUGAACACAGAGAAAAAAAGAAGAGGUUUACUGUUUAUAAAGUUUUGGUCUCAGUGGGCAGGAGUGAGUGGUUUGUCUUCAGGAGAUAUGCAGAGUUUGAUAAACUUUACAAUACUUUAAAGAAACAAUUUCCUGCUAUGGCUCUGAAGAUUCCUGCCAAGAGAAUAUUUGGUGAUAACUUUGACCCAGAUUUUAUUAAACAAAGAAGAGCAGGACUGAAUGAAUUCAUUCAGAACUUAGUUAGAUAUCCAGAACUUUACAACCAUCCAGAUGUCAGAGCAUUCCUUCAAAUGGACAGCCCAAAACAUCAGUCAGAUCCAUCCGAAGAUGAGGAUGAAAGAAGCACUCAGAAGCUACACUCUACCUCACAGAACAUCAACCUGGGACCAUCUGGAAAUCCUCAUGCUAAACCAACAGACUUUGAUUUCUUAAAAGUUAUUGGAAAAGGCAGCUUUGGCAAGGUUCUUCUUGCAAAACGGAAACUGGAUGGAAAAUUUUAUGCUGUCAAAGUGUUACAGAAAAAAAUAGUUCUCAACAGAAAAGAGCAAAAACAUAUCAUGGCUGAACGUAAUGUGCUUUUGAAAAAUGUGAAACAUCCAUUUUUGGUUGGAUUACAUUAUUCUUUCCAAACAACUGAAAAGCUUUAUUUUGUUCUGGAUUUUGUUAAUGGAGGGGAGCUGUUUUUCCACUUACAGAGAGAACGGUCCUUUCCCGAACACAGAGCUAGGUUUUAUGCUGCUGAAAUUGCCAGUGCAUUGGGUUACUUGCACUCCAUCAAAAUAGUGUACAGGGACUUGAAACCAGAAAAUAUUCUUCUGGAUUCAGUAGGACAUGUUGUCUUAACAGAUUUUGGGCUUUGUAAAGAAGGAAUUGCUAUUUCUGACACGACAACAACAUUUUGUGGGACACCAGAGUACCUUGCUCCUGAAGUAAUCAGAAAACAGCCCUAUGACAACACUGUAGAUUGGUGGUGCCUUGGUGCUGUUCUCUAUGAAAUGCUGUAUGGAUUGCCUCCUUUUUAUUGCCGAGAUGUAGCUGAAAUGUAUGACAAUAUUCUUCACAAGCCCCUAAGUUUGAGGCCAGGAGUGAGCCUCACAGCCUGGUCCAUUCUGGAAGAACUCCUAGAGAAAGACAGGCAAAAUCGACUCGGUGCCAAAGAAGACUUUCUUGAAAUUCAGAAUCAUCCUUUUUUUGAAUCACUCAGCUGGACUGAUCUUGUACAAAAGAAGAUUCCACCACCAUUUAAUCCUAAUGUGGCGGGACCAGAUGAUAUCAGGAACUUUGAUGCAGCAUUUACAGAAGAAACAGUUCCGUAUUCUGUGUGUGUGUCUUCUGACUAUUCUAUAGUGAAUGCCAGUGUACUGGAGGCAGAUGAUGCAUUUGUCGGUUUCUCUUAUGCACCUCCUUCAGAAGAUUUAUUUUUGUGAACAGUUUGCCAUCCAGAAACCAUUGAGGCGAAUACAAGCCUACAGAUGAGACUGAAACUCCUGUUUGUGUGAAUAUAUUCAAAUCUGUUUAACUAGUGCCUCAUUUUUACAUGUAAUGUUAAAUAUGAAAAAUGUAUUUUCUGCUGUAUGCAAGAAAAUAGGGCAUUUCAAAGAGCUAAGUUUUGGAUUAAAAUUUGUAUUAUUGUUUAUUAAGCUUAUUUUUAAACAAAUUUUAAAAGCUAUUGUUCUCAGCAUUAACCUAUUUUUAAAGAAAACUUUUUGCUAAUGACUGUUUUUCCCCCUCAGUUUACACUAACAUCUACCCAAGACAGACUAUUUUGCAACAGCCUAUUUCAGUUCAGUUAACAUAAAUUAAUGCCUUUGUAACUCUCUACUUUGACCUUUGUUCUCAGAUCAGAACUAUGCAAUUGGUAUGUGGUUAAGAAGAAAUCACAUCUUUCCAUGAGAGGUCGUUGGUUGACAUAAUCAGUUCUUCGUAGGAUUAAAAUGUAAAAGCAUAGUUAACACAUGGGCUGUGAGUUAACACUUGGAGUAAGUGUUCAUUCUGCAGAUCAAAUUAAGAAAUAACAAGGAGAUCCUUUACUUUUGAAAUACCAAUUCAAAUUUGCGAAUUUUUUUUUCUGUAAGAAAAGUAAAAGCUUAAUAGUUAGAAGGUUUAAAUAUUCCCAAAGAUCUGAAGGGUAAUAAAAUACUACUGGAUUUUUUUUUAGGUGGUGCCAAAAAAUGAAUGUCUCUGUGUCAUGUAUUUAUAUUACAAAUACAUUCUAUUUAUGUUCUUUCUGGUCUUUUGAUGUUAUUGUUAAGUAGGCCUAAAUCUCAGUAUUUGCUUUUGCAGACAGCUGUGUAAAACUGUUUUUCUAAUUGGUUAAUAAGUGAAAAAUAUUGAGCUUUCUGGAGUUUUUACCUAAUUGGGAAUUAAAAAAUAGAAUAGCAAAUUCUAGGUCAGUGUAAAUAUAUAUUUCGCUACAAUGUAACAAGUUAAAAAUAAUUCCAGCAGAUGCAGUGACAGUAUCUUACUUGUCUUACGAAAAGUACAGGAAACUGACCUUAAAAUCAUACUAAAAACCAACUAACUGUGGACUUGUCACUAUGAAGAGAAUACAGAAAAACUAAAAAGAGUGCUUGUCUUGGAAUUCUGCUUCUUAGAGUAGAGAUUCUUCAGGUCAUGUAGGAAACAUUGUGAAAGUUUCGAGACCAACUUUAAAAGCUUAAGGAACAAGCAUUCUUUCCAUGUAUUUCCUCUUGAGAAAAAAAUCACAGAAGCAUUUCACACCAAUACCCUUUGGCUUAAAAAUGUUCAUCAAAAUGGAGUGGGGGAGUGUGCUUUUGUUAGAUUAAUAAUAUUUGCAACCAAUACACUGAAUCUUACUUUAGAGGUAAGACUUUAAUAGGGACACUGUAAAUAUUUGGUUUAUUUGGCACUACUGUAAGUUCUGCUUUUACACAAAGCUCUUUGCUUAUUAUAAAGCAAAAUAAAAACUGUAAUCUCCUGUAUGAUUUAUUUUUUACUCAGCCACUCCUUAAUUAAACUGCCAAAAAUUAAAGUGCAAUAUUGUAUAUUUUUAAGAACAAAUUUAAAAUAUUAUGCUGAUGUUUAUUGGAUCACAAGAAAUACAACUCUUACAGUAAAAUAAAACUAGCAAAAAGAUUAAUAAUCCUCUAAUUCCUGUCAUUAUUUUAAAUUAAAUUGGUGAUGGUUUAUAAAAGUCAUUACAAAAAUGAUUUGUAUAUGUGAGGAAUAAAAGUAUAAAACUUAAAUAUUUGGACACACAUAAAAAUUAGAUUAUAUGGAUUAUCAUAGGCUGACAUAUUUAAUAUUCAGGGAACAAAACCUCUUCCAAGUUUCAAGUUUAUUUUUUCUUUCAUAGCAUGCUAAGUCUUUUAGAAAAGAAGUGUGUGCCCUUUGAAUAGUUGAACCAUUUCAUGGCUAUUACCAAAAUAAACUCAGAGGUCUAAAUGAAGACUGCCUAACAUUCUUCAUGUUAUCCAUACCUCUUAUUUUAUUGCAUAUGGUACAGUGUAGAGUUUCCCAGCCAUUGUUACAUUAUAGCACACACUGAAAAUUACAAAUUUUUGGCAUACCUGAGGAGAGGUGCUAAAUGAUGCAGGUACUGGCAAGCAGGUUCUCUGUUCAAGAUUUUUAAAUUCCAAAAUAAUUUCUGAACUUAAGAUAUUUACAGAGAGAGCCAACAAACACUGUUUGGAUUUAAUUUUAGCAAUGGUGAACAUUUAAAAGGUGGUUUAAAUAUUUGAAAGAUUUAUUGUAAAAUUUUAUCACUAUAAAAACCAUUACCAGUGUCUUUUAGCAUACUUGUUAACUAGUAAUUAUCCAUAGGCAUAAUAUUACAAAACUUUACAUAUUUUAUGAGUCAUUCUUUUGUACAUCAUACACUAUGUGAAAAACAGGAGUGAGAAUUACAGGAACGUUUUUGGUGAUGUUUGAAUGACUUUUUUCAAUAAAGUGUUUUGAAAUUAAUAA